GUGACGCGCGGCGCGCAUGGGGCUCUCUAGCGCUCGGCGUCGCUGUGGUCAGAGCAGGAACUACAGGAGCAGCGCUCUGGGACGAGCACAGCUGUCAGAAGCGUGCGGGACGACAUUAACCACCUCAGAGCUGCCAACGGAUCUCAUCUGUGCGCCAGCAGCAUGGCUCGUGGACACCAGAAAAUCCAGUCUCAGCAGAAGAACGCCAAGAAGCAGGCAGAAAUCAAGAAGUCCAAAGGCCACGACCAGAAGACGGCGGCGAAAGCGGCGCUGGUGUUCACGUGUGGCGUCUGCAGGUCGCAGAUGCCAGAUCCCAAGACCUUCAAGCAGCACUUUGAGAGCAAGCACCCCAAGAGCCCUCUUCCCCCAGAGCUGGAGGGUGUGGAGGCGUGAAGACACCAGAGCUUGAUGAUUGUAUAAAACAUCACUAUAAGAGUCCUGAUCUCAAGUUUUACUCAGCAGGACACAAUCAGCGCUCUUUCCUGAGUUUUAUACAUGCAUCCUCCCCUUCACUGCAGACAUGAAUCCCGUGGAUCAAAGACUGAUGACGUUUAGCUUCCCUCUCAACACUGUUUCAGUGCUCUUGCCUUGGCUGCGAUCAGAUCAGUGUAUUACCUCAACCUGCGCUCACACGCGUUCUUUUCUCCUCUUUCUUGUGUCAUUUAAUAGAUUGAGAGAAAUAAGAACACUACCAGAGAUCCUCAGUUGAUCAUCAGUAACCUAAAUGUGGUAGUUACAGACAUAUUUGUCUGCUUUUGCUUGCUAGAUAAGUCAUAGAUGAGUGCAAAUGGACAUGGGACCGGCUACUUGAGAUUUUCUCAUUCACUAAUUUUGCUUUCCACCGAUCAAUCUCUUUGAGUCCAAAGCGAACUGGAUCUGUACACUGAAACUGGAACCUGAUGCGUUUCUGUGAAUCACUGGAUGUGCCCGAGGUUACUGUAUUCUUCAUUUUAAAGUUGCUGCAAAUGUUAUUUCUCUUUGGAAUGAUCUCAAACAAUAUCGCCUCAAUGUUUGAUAUUCCCGCUCAGGCCGCCUGGUUUCCGCACCACUGUAAUAUAUCUCUGUAAUAAAAUUGAACUUUAA
Molecule: messenger RNA, 1083 nt
Organism: Carassius carassius (crucian carp)
Lineage: Eukaryota; Metazoa; Chordata; Actinopteri; Cypriniformes; Cyprinidae
Gene: znf706
Product: zinc finger protein 706
Exons: 3
Coding region: 163-393 (76 amino acids)
Source: RefSeq, a predicted model, not a curated record